Molecule: messenger RNA, 4755 nt
Organism: Closterium sp. NIES-65
Lineage: Eukaryota; Viridiplantae; Streptophyta; Zygnematophyceae; Desmidiales; Closteriaceae
Source: the annotation of a GenBank genome assembly
AUGCGCCUUGUAACGCGUAUCGGCGGGUCACUCGAAGGCGCGAAUUUGCCGGACGGCCCGCCGCCUUUCCGGUUCUACUCCCUGUGGCUUCCGCCUCGUCUCGCGCAGCGGAAUGGCACGGAGGGUCCGCCUGUUCCCGCGCAGCUGCAGCAUGACGCGGCGGUUCCGCCGGUUCCACCCGUUCCGCCCGUUCCCGCAAAGGGAAAUGACGCGGAUCUUUUGCUUGAAGCCCCGCAAGCGGAACAGGUUUCGCGGGUCGGGGGAGAAGCGGUUAAGGAUGAGCAGGGGGAAGGGGGGAAGAAGCGGGAUGUGGUGGAAGCAGGGGGAUGCUGCGGGGAGGGCGGUGGGGAGGGCGGUGGGAAGCGCGCCGGGGAGGGGCUAUGGGGCGGUGAGUCAGAGGGAGCGGUGAUGGGGGGGGUCGGUGGUGGGAUGGGGGGUUGUCGUGUGGGGGUUUGCGGGUUACAGGGAGGACGGGAAUGGGCAAGAGAGUUACAUGCAAGGGGGAAAGAGGUGGGGGAAGGCCACGAUGUGGGGAUGGGGAUAGAGAUUGGGGAAGGGGGAUAUGUGGGGCUGGGGAACGAGGUGCGGGAGGGGGAAGAGGUGCGGAAGGGGGAAGAGGUGCGGGAGGGGGAAGAGGUGCGGGAGGGGGAAGAGGUAAAUGAAGAUGGGGAUGGGGAGGAGUAUGAAGUGGUGUCUGUGGAGGAGUGUGUAGGGGAGUGUGGGGUGGAGCGUGUGGGGGGGUGUGAGAGGGAGAGUGAGAGGGAGUGUGGGAGAGAGUGUGAGGAAGGAGAGGAGGAUGAUGAUGUGGUGGAAGUUCCAAUAGGGGACAACAGGUGGCGGGAUAUUAACGAGUUUUCUGGUGGGAGUGGCAAGGAGAAGGAAUGCUUAACGAGGAAGGGAAGGAAGGAGGGAAGAGGGAGAAAGGAAGGGAAAAGAACGGUGGAGAAGGAGAAGAGGAAGGGGAAGACGAAGCAGAGAGAGAGAGAAGAGGAGAGGGAGAGGGAGGAGGGGAGUGAGAGGGAGGAGGAGAUAGGGGAGGGGGCUUCCAGGCGGCAUUCAUUCAGUUUCCCCUCUUGCCGCCUGCACCUCUUAUUGCCUGCCCCUCUUACCGCCGGCCCCGUUGCCCGUUCUGCAGCGAAGGCCGCGUGUGGGUUGCCUCAAGGCCUUCAAGUCACUUUACCCACUAACGGCCUGCCCCUCUGCCCACAAUUGGCCCCCUGGUCCCCCCUUCUGCAGCAGAGUUCGUUCGUGUGGGUUUCCCUCCAUGCUGCUCAGCCACACCAAUACCCUUGCUCCCUCUAUCCCUCUCCCUGCCCCCGCAAUCACCAGUACCCAUGCUCUCACCAUCCCUCUCCCUGCCCCCGCAAUCACCAAUACCCAUGCUCUCUCUAUCCCUCUCCCUGCCUCCGCAAUCGCCAGUACCCAUGCCCUCAUCCCCACUGCUCUUGGACAUUCAAGCGCCGAUAUAACAUGGUGCGGCAUGCAAGGACGGUGCAUAGGGGGCAGGGAGGGAUUGGCGAAAUGGUACGGCAUGCGAGGAAGCAGCAUUGGGGGGUGAUGGGGAGUGGGGGGGGCGGGGUGAUUGGUGUGUUUGGCAAGGGGAGCGGGUGCGGAGUAAGGGGUGUGCGUUGGGGGAAGCGGGGGAAGAGGGCGCAUGGGGUAGCAGUGGGGAGGCGAGGAGGCGAGAAUAGGGCUGAUGCUGUGAGUGGGGAAGAGGGAAGGAAGGGGGAGGAGAAGGACGAAGAGGGAAGGUGGGAGGAGGAGCGGGAAGAUGAGGGAAGGAGAGGGGAGGAGAGGGACGAGGAGGAAAGAAGGGUGGAGGAGAGGGACGAGGAGGAAAGAAGGGUGGAGGAGAGGGGCGAAGAGGAGAGGGGGGAGGAGGAAAGCAACGAAGAGGCUUUCAGAAAGAAAGGCGAGCAUGGAGGUGAGAGGCAAUCAACUUAUGUGAGUGGAGAAGAGGGAAGGAGCAGGGAGGAGAGGGAAGAAGAGGGAAAGAGAGGGGCGGAGAUGGAUGGAGAGGGGGAAGUACCCCUGUCGCUUUCUCUCACAGAGGGAAGGGGAGGGGAGGAAAGGGAUGAAGAGGGAAGGGGAGAGAUGGAUGAAGAGGGAAGGGGAGGGGAGGAGAUGGAUGCAGCGGGGGACAUACUCCUGUCACUACCUGUGCAGGAGGAAAGAUGGGAGGAGGAGAGAAACGAAGAGGGUCCUAGGGAGAAAGGGGAACAUGGAGGGGAGAAUGAAGCGAGUGCUGUGAGUGGGGAAGAGGGGAGGAAGGGGGGGGAGAGGGAUGAAGGGGGAGGGGGAGGGGAGGAGAUGGAUGCAGAGAAAGAAGUACCCCUGUCACUUCCUGUGCGGGAAGAAAGGCGGGAGAUGGAAAGGUGGGAGGAGGAAAGGUGGGAGGAGAAAAGGAACGAAGAGGCUACUAGGGAGAAAGGGGAGCAUGGAGAGGAGAAGGAAGCGAGUGCUGUGAGGGGGGAAGAGGCAAGGAGGGGGGAGGAGAGGGAUGAAGAGGGAGUGAAGGGGAUCGACAAGGGUGAGGAGGGAAGGAUUGGGGAGGAGAGGGAAGAGGAGGGAAGGAAGGGGGAGGAGAAGGGCGAAGAGGGAAGGACAGGGGAGGAGAGGGACAAAGGGGCUUACAGGGAAGAAGGGAAGCAUGGAGGUGAGACAGAAAUGACUGACGUGAGUGGGAAAGAGGAAAGGAGAAGGGAGAAUAGGGAUGAAGAGGGAGGGUGGGAGGAGGAGGGGGAUGAAGAGGAGAGGAAGGGGGGGGGCAAUGUGGAGAAGGCAAUGUGGCAGUUGCAAGAAAAGGGGAUCGCAGUUGGAGGAGGGAGAGGGGAGGGGGGAGCUGAUGCAGUGAGGACAGACGAGGAGACAGGAGCGCAUCCGGUCCUUUUCAGGGAAGACGGUGUGGUGGGUUUUGCAAUGAACCAGCUUCAGGUAGAUGGUGCCGCGGUUGGAAGAGGGAGAAAGGAGGGGAAAGGCGAUGCUGUGAGGGAAGAUGAGAAGGAAGGAGCUCAUUUGGUUUCUGUGGGGGGGAGAUGGGGGGAGAGCGGUGUGGAAAUGACAGUGGUCUGGCUUCAAGGGGAGAGUGGGGAGGGGAGGGAAGAGGAGGGAACCAAUGCUGUGAGGGAAGACGAGGAGCGAGCACCGCUUCCCGUCCGUCCCGAGGGGGAGGGCUGCAUGGGAAGUGGGGAAUUGAAUCAGUGUGAGAAAGAGGAAGAGGAGGAUGCGUGUGAGGAAGAUGGUCCAGAUGGAAUGGGGAAAGAGGAGGAAGUUGGGGAGGAGGCGGGGGAGGAAGUGAUGGAAGAUUUGGGGUUGGGAGAAAGUGGGGGGUUGGGAGAAGGUAGUUUGGCUGGAGAAGCUGAGGGGCUGGUGGAAGAAAGGACGGCGGGGAUAUGUGGGGAGAGAGGUAACGAUUGGAGGGGGCAAGAAGAGGGUAGAGAAGAAUCAGAGGAGGAGGGGGGUAGGGCAGAGGAUAGAGGAGGAUGGGAGAGGGCAUAUGAAGGAGGAGGAGGGGCGAUGGAAGAGGAAAAGGGAGGAGGGAAGGGGAAAGAGGAAGGGGGAGUAAGAGACAGGGCAGAGGAAAGAGGGAAGUGGGAGAGGGAAAGAGAGGACAUGGAUGGAAGGAAGGAGGAAGAUGCGGCGGGUGAGCAAGAGCAAGAGGAGGUGCAACAAGAGGGAGUGGGGCAAGAGGAGGAGGAGCAAGAGGGAGUGGGGCAAGAGGAGGAGGAGCAAGAGGGAGUGGGGCAAGAGGAGGAGGAGCAAGAGGGAGUGGGGCAAGAGGAGGAGAAACAAGAGGGAGUGGGGCAAGAGGAGGAGAAACAAGAGGGAGUGGGGCAAGAGGAGGAGAAACAAGAGGGAGUGGGGCAAGAGGAGGAGGAGCAAGAGGGAGUGGGGCAAGAGGAGGAGGAGCAAGAGGGAGUGGGGCAAGAGGAGGAGAAACAAGAGGGAGUGGGGCAAGAGGAGGAGAUACAAGAGGGAGUGGGGCAAGAGAAGGAGAAACAAGAGGGAGUGGGGCAAGAGGAGGAGAAACAAGAGGGAGUGGGGCAAGAGGAGGAGAAACAAGAGGGAGUGGGGCAAGAGGAGGAGGAGCAAGAGGGAGUGCAGCAACAGGAAGAGCAGGAAGAGGAGGUGCAACAAGAGGAGGAGCAACAGGAGGAGGAGAAACAAGAGGAGGAGGAGCAAUUGGAGGAGGAGAAAGAGAAGGAGGAGAAAGAGGAGCAGCAGCAAGAGGAGGAGGAGCAAGUGGAGGAGGAGAAAGGGAAGGAGGAGAAAGAGGAGCAGCAGCAAGAGGAAGAGGAGCAAGUGGAGGACGAGAAAGAGGAGGAGAAAGAGGAGGAGCAGCAAGAGGAAGAGGCGCAAGUGGAGGAGGAGAAAGAGGAGGAGGAGAAAGAGGAGGAGCAGCAAGAGGAGGAGGAGCAAGUGGAGGAGCACCAAAAGGCGCACAGAAGCAUGCAGGAAGGGAGAGGUUGCCGAUGCAAGCUGAGGAAACACCUGAAGGCAACAGAGGUGGGGCACCUGGAGCAAGAAAAAGAGAUUCUGGAGGAGGAAGAGAUUCACCUCAGGCAGAAGGAAGAGCACCUGAAGCAACAAAACGAGCACCUGAGGCAGCAGGAGGAGCACCUGAAGCGUAAGAGGCAGCAGUUGGAGCUUCAGGUGAGACGCACACAGAUUCGGAAGGAUCGCCUGGGUUGCUGUUGUGUAUGUGCUUGUGGUUUGGAGGGUGGGGUUGAGGAGAGGGAUGAGGGAGGGUGGUGA